AUCCCCGAACUUCUUCCAGAAUAGAGCACCACUUACGAGCAAUUAUAUUCUUUGCAAUCAAUUUCGCACAAUCUMGUUUCAAAACGAUGGGUCAAGCUUCAAGGAGGAGGAAAGGCAAGGGUGGGAGCCGCAGUUCUACACCCACGCCAACAUCGACGACGCAUGGCGAAACUGCCGAAGACAACGACGAAACCAUUGCGAAAGUUGGGAAGGACAGCAAUGAAACGAAAAGAAGACACGGAGGAGAAUCUGAGAUUGAUGAUGCAUCAUUGAUGGUCUUGACGAGCGAAAAGCGAAGGGGAAUCUACGAAUGCGAUUACUGCCAUUCCGAUAUCAGCCAGCAACCUCGAAUCCGCUGUGCAGUUUGUAGCGAUUUCGACCUGUGCCUGGAAUGUUUCACCACUUCUGAUCACGGAGCGAUGAUGGCCAGGAUCAAGGCCGCUAAUCAAACGCAGACAGAGUUGAACAAGGACGGCAUUGAAUCAUCGUCGAUCAUGGACGUUGCGAUUUCAUCAGCGGCUGCCCACCACGAAGAUCAUCAUGGUUACCGAGUCUGUGACAGCACGCGGUACCCCAUUUUCCCGACAGGUCGAAUCGCUGCACCUUSGUCAGUCCCCAGGGGCAAAAAGGGAGCCGAAGAAGGUGAUGUCAAGGAAGAAGGGAAAAAUGACGAGAUGGCUGUAGACGGGGACGAGAAGAAAUCACCCCCUGUCGGCAGCAAAAACGACAUCGCUACCAUUCCUCCACCCAGAAAAAAUAUCUCCAUGGAGUUAUCUUUGUCGGACGACCCGAAAACCAUAUGGACGGCAGAGGAAGAUUUGCGAUUGAUURAUGCAAUUGCAACCUAUGGUUUGGGAAAUUGGGUAGAUAUUGCUGAAGCGAUUGGUGGGAAUGGUUCUGUUGGAAAGACACCCAAACGAUGCAUGGAGCGGUACCUGGAUGAUUAUCUAGGUCGAUACGGUCACAUUCUACCGCAAUGGACCGUUGCUGACAACACUACAGAUGAUCUGUCGGCAGGUWCUGACUCAAAUCCCAAGAAAACUACACAAAUCGAAGGAACCAGUAAGRAUCUCGUUUCUUACGACGCAGCGAGUACCGAAAACAACAACCAUGCAAGCAUAACUGAUGGUUCAGGGGUUGUUCGAGUACAGGAUAGUAAUAAGGGAAAUGACAAAAAUGAAGUACAAGGGACGGGAAACGAACAAWCGCAACCCGACAGACAGAAGAAAGAUAAUCAAGGGGACCAAGCAGCAGCAGCGCUACCUUCAAAAGCUAUAGCACCAAGCUCCGUAUCGAACAUCUCAACAAUCAAAGUCAUCGCGGACGAUGAAGAUCGAGUGAGAACAUCAAAGCGCCGAAGUGCUGCGAACAUAUCUAGUAGUAGUUCUUCGCGAAAAAAACUCAAGGUGGUUCCAACACAAUCUGUUCCUGGUUUUGAGAAGRUUUGGCCCAAACCCUACUUGCCAUCAAUAUCGGGUGCGGUGUUGGGCAAAGAAGUAGCACGAGACCUGUCUUGUAAGGCUGAGUUAGCCUUUGUCAAGGCCACACUUGGAGCGCCGUCCAAGACAGAAGCCGACAAAAUACGACAGACAUGGAUCGAUACGAAACUUGGUCGCACUGGGGCUCCAACCGUGUUGCCUCCUCGACCGCACGAUGCAGUUCAUUUGCUCGGUUCAGAAUUAGCAGGAUUUAUGCCUCGCCGGGGAGACUUUGACGUGGAAUGGGAAAACGAUGCCGAGGCUGCCCUGGCCGACAUGGAGUUCAUCCGAGGUGACAAACCCGAAGAUAAGGAAUUAAAAUUGAAAGUAUUGCAAAUAUAUUGCGAAAAGCUUGACGAACGGGAGAAACGAAAGAAAUUUGUUCUCAAUCGACACUUGUAUGACUACCGUACUUAUAUCCAGGACGAUCUGAAGUUACCAGUUGACGAGCGCGAUCUAAUUCACCGAAUGCGACUUUUUGAGCGGUUUCAUACUCCAGACGAGCACAAACAAUUUAUCACCGACAUUUUGAAAGCAAAGCGAUUGCGAAAAGAAAUUGCCAAACUUCAAACAUAUCGACGAAUAGGUAUUCGCUCCUUGGCUGAAGCAGAAAUGUAUGAACUUGAUAAAGAUCGACGUCAAUUUCACAAAAAGCUGGAAAUGGAUGCCAAGGCGAAAGCAGCAGCACUUGCCAACGCCAAAAGUGGUACGAAGGGAGGAGGAUYAUCGUCCAAUGCAUCUAGUACGGGAACUUCACGCACUCCGUCUCAAUUCAAAGGUARCGAGUCACUGUGGAAACAGUACCAACCCAACGAUCGGAAACAUAGACGGAGCAAUGGUCGAUCUGGCACUUUCCUCGAUUCAAUUCCAAGCAAAUCCUCGGAAGGCACAAUAAUGACCAAUGCCGAUG
Pseudo-nitzschia multistriata is the source of this 2388-nucleotide messenger RNA. Lineage: Eukaryota; Bacillariophyta; Bacillariophyceae; Bacillariales; Bacillariaceae. The record is from the annotation of a GenBank genome assembly.